This is a messenger RNA of Mangifera indica (mango), 1187 nucleotides long. RefSeq names its product probable rRNA-processing protein EBP2 homolog. Bases 115 to 1026 code for a protein of 303 amino acids. Gene Ontology annotation, biological process: rRNA processing; ribosomal large subunit biogenesis. The record is from RefSeq and is a predicted model, not a curated record. The transcript has 2 exons. Gene Ontology annotation, cellular component: nucleolus; preribosome, large subunit precursor; nuclear periphery. Lineage: Eukaryota; Viridiplantae; Streptophyta; Magnoliopsida; Sapindales; Anacardiaceae.
CAACUCUCCCCAACCGUUGCUUCUACUUUUUUAGUUGUUGCAGCUCCGGUUUCUCGUAGCAGAAGUAGGGUUUUAUCAGGGUUUUGACAGGCCGCAACAGAGAGGAUAUUUUUAAUGGGGAAACCUAAUAAAGAUGCGACUUUGCUUGAUGAGGAUGAGGAAAUGAGUGAUCUCAAUGGGGAAGUGUCUGAAUCUGAAUCAGAAUCAGAACUGGAAUCAGAUUCAGAAGAAGAUGAAGACGUGAAAUUAGCUGAACCAUCAAAAAAGGCUGUAUACAACAAAGAGGGUCUUGAGGAAAAACUUCAAGAUAUUAGUUGGCCGGAAAAUGCUGCAUGGAUACACAAGCUGUCCAUCGAUAUUAAUCAAGAGCAAGAAGUGGAUGUGAAUGAUGACUUAAAAAGAGAGGCAUCUUUCUACACACAGGCACUAGAGGGAACAAGGCAUGCCUUUGAGAAGCUUCAGUCAAUGGGAUUACCUUUUGUUAGGCCAGCUGAUUAUUAUGCAGAAAUGAUUAAGACAGAUGCUCACAUGGAGAAGGUAAAACGCCGACUUCUUGCAGAACAGAAAGAGAUUGAGGAGGCUGAAGAGAGAAAGAAGGCCAGAGAGGCCAAGAAGCUAGCUAAAGAGAUUCAGGCCCAGAAGACAAAAGAGAGAGCCAAGCAGAAAAAAGAAGAGAUAGAAUCUGUUAAGAAAUGGAGGAAGCAGAGACAACAAAGUGGGUUUGCUGGAGAUGUAAAUGACGGUGACCUAAGUUUGGCAUUUGAAGAUGGCAAAUCAUUUGAGAGGUCAAGUAAGAGAAGGCCAGGUGUGACUCCAUGGGAUCGGUCAGGAGGGAAGGCGAGACAAAUUGGUGGAAAGUUUAAGAAAGGAAUGGAUAAGAAAAGGAAGGGUAGAGAUUUUAAAGAUUCUAAGUUUGGAUAUGGAGGGAGAAAGGGUAUGAAGAAGCAGAACACCGCAGACUCCACUGAUGAUGUCAGAGGGUCUAGUAAAGGUGGAGUUGCAGGAAACAAGAAACGAAAGGGGUAAUAAGAGUUUCUCAUUGUUGUAGCCCUUGGGAGGGUUUUUGAUUCUUUUGGCCUUUGUAAUCUUUUAUGCCAUGAUGAUUGUGGUGUUCACUUUCUUAAAGUGAAAACUAGUUUGUUUUAAGUUAUUCUAGUUAAUUAAUCCUAAUUACUCACAUGUUUGCU